GCCGAAGAGUUCUAAACAUAAUGUACUGUUGCAUCAAACGAAAGAGAAGAAGUAAUAUUCUCACUAAUCACACCAAGUUUUAAAUAUUAAAAAAAUAAUAAAUGCACUACUGUGUGUUCUCCCAAUGUCUCGUAUCCAAGAUCUUGUGGGAUUACUGAAGUCAUUGCAACUAAUUACACAGGCAUGCACUGAAUUGAAGACUAGAAAUAUAAAAACUAUAUGGAGCAACUCGUUUAUCCGUCCUGCAGCCGACUGCAAUUUUCAAAAUGCCCAAAAAUCGAAAUCCGGAGGAGCAGGUUUCAGUUCGGGUUCCUCGGAUAUGGCUGAGAACAUUGCCAGUGUAAACACAGUUCUCCACGGGAUUAGGGUUUACGCCAGUACGACCUUGGCACAGAAAACAGAACUACCAAGUAUUCCAACAACUACAGACAUACUAGCCGAACUAACGAAACCAGCACGAACGAAAAAAGGAAAGCCUGUUAAAAAGGAAAAAGUAAUAGAAAAUACCCAAUCGAAAUCCCAUGAACGAAGAACGCAAGUAAACAUCGAGCAAUCUUGUUACAAUGGAGGAAUAAUUGAACCAAAACCGAUAAAUCUAAAGUCUCCUGAGAGAGUUUAUAAUUUAAAACUAACAGAGAGUGACAAGCAAUUGUUAAAAAAACUAGACAUGGAGCACCGAGCGAAGUUAAUCAAAGAGAAGGACCGUGAAGAAAGCAAAGAUUUAGCGAAAACAAUCCCAGCAAAGGCAAAAGACGAACAGACAAAGAAGGAAAAAGCAACAAUCAAUGUCGUUCCAAAUCCGAAAUCCAAACAAAAGUUAAGCGAAAAUGCUAAACAGAGAAAAGUUCCGUCCUCUAGAAUAGGCAGAAUGGUGUCCUUCGGAACAUUAGCUGCUGGCCUAGGUUUAGGAACUGCUACGGAAUAUGCGAAAAGAACUUUAGGAAUCGGAAACUCCACGCAAGAUCCUACAAUGCUUUUUUUAAACAAAGCUAACGUAGACAGAAUAGUCGACACGCUAUGUAAAGUGCGAGGAGCCGCUUUGAAACUGGGCCAGAUCAUGAGCAUCCAGGAUGAAAACGUAGUAAAUCCGGAACUAGCCAAAGCUCUGGAGAGAGUGAGAAAAUCGGCCGACUUCAUGCCGGAUUGGCAAUUAGAACAAGCGAUGGCGUCCGAAUUGGGCCCCAAUUGGCGAGAUAACUUCCAAGUUUUCGACUCUACUCCGUUCGCAGCGGCUUCGAUCGGUCAGGUACAUCAAGGGAAACUAAAAAAUGGCACGGAAGUUGCCAUAAAAGUACAAUAUCCUGGUGUAGCGCAAGGAAUAGAUAGCGACAUCGACAAUUUGGGGGCCAUUAUGAAAAUGUGGAAUAUAUUUCCCAAAGGAAUGUUCCUGGAUAAUCUAAUGGCCGUGGCCAAAAGGGAAUUAGCUUGGGAAGUCAAUUAUAUUAGGGAAGCAGCUUUUACGAAGAAAUUCAAGCAACUAUUGGCGUCUUAUAAUGAUUAUUAUGUACCUGAAGUUAUUGAUGAUUUAACGACCAAACAAGUAUUUACAACUGAGAUGCUGGACGGAAUUCCCGUAGAUCAAUGCUUUGAUAUGGAUAUUGAGCAUAGGCAAUUCAUCGGUGAUAAAAUAAUGGAGUUAUGCUUAUUGGAAAUAUUGAACUUCAGAUUUAUGCAAACCGAUCCGAAUUGGGCCAAUUUUCUAUAUAAUCCGAAUAAAAAACAGCUAUUAUUGUUGGAUUUUGGCGCCAGUAGAGAGUAUUCCAAAAGUUUCACUGAGCAAUAUGUUAAAAUUUUAAAGGCUGCUUGUGAUGGCGACAGAGAGACUGUACUUAACAUUUCUAAAAAUAUGGGUUUCUUGACAGGCUAUGAAAGCAAGAUAAUGGAAGACGCUCAUACCGACGCCGUUAUGAUAUUAGGUGAGAUUUUCCGCGUUGAAGGUAAAUAUGAUUUCGGAAAGCAGGAUAUGACAUCCAGAAUACAGGAAUUAGCACAAAUUAUGAUUAUGCAUAGAUUGUGUCCACCUCCUGAAGAAAUAUAUUCUUUACAUAGGAAACUGUCUGGUGUAUUUUUGCUAUGUAGCAAACUUAAAGUUUCGAUUGCUUGUAGGGAUAUUUUUUUGAAAUAUUAUAAUGAAUUUAUUCAUUGUAAAGAUUAGAAAGCUGACAUAAGACAAAACUUGAGAUAAAAUAACUAAUUUGUAUAUAGUAUUGAUUCUUAUCCUAAAAUCAAAAGUAAUCUUUGU
This is a messenger RNA of Phyllotreta striolata, 2242 nucleotides long. The record is from the annotation of a GenBank genome assembly. NCBI's taxonomy places the organism in Eukaryota, Metazoa, Arthropoda, Insecta, Coleoptera, Chrysomelidae.